Symbiodinium necroappetens is the source of this 857-nucleotide messenger RNA. Lineage: Eukaryota; Dinophyceae; Suessiales; Symbiodiniaceae. The record is from the annotation of a GenBank genome assembly.
GCUUUCUUUCCCAGUCGCACCCGGACGAGGUGCAGCAGAUCAAGCUGGCUGCUGGCACCUUCAUCAUCAUGGCUCUCUUCUUCCACCAGCAGUCCUAUCCGAGUGUUGCCUACCAGGGCGGUUCGAACAAGAGCCAGGAGCUCGCCGCCCCGGAUGUGGUGAAGGCGCGAAAGCGUUCGGCCAUCAUCAGCAUUCUCCUGGCCGCUUUGUUGACUUAUGGACGGCUUUCCAUGGAGUGUUUUCGACCGAAGAUGCGUGUCGGGACCCGAAUGAUGAAAGAGGCUGCAGCCCAAGCGAUCCAAUGCUUUCAGAAGAGUCCGUCGGUGGAGUCGACGUACAUCUAUGUCCUGGCCCUGUCCAUCCCAGACACUCAAGUUGUGUUCUUGGAGGGUCAGGAAGUGCCGAGGCCGCAGCUCGACAAGUGGUGGGUCAAGAACGUCCUUUGCAUGAUGCUUCAGGCUAUGCAGCUUCGAUUCGUACAGCAGGCAGAAUCAGAGAGAUCUCAAAGCCUGCGCUGGUGGGAUCUGCGGAGACAGGGCGAUGCUGGGGCGGGAACUGCCAGUCUGAGGAAGAUCGAGUAUGACGACAACCUCCUCAAGGCCUACAAAGCAGCCUAUGGCCCCACGGGCGACUACCCGAACAAGCUCGAGUAUGCCUUCGCCGAGCUGGCGGCCUACAGCGACACUAUGACGCUCUCACCGACUUCGGAGGCGAGACAUGUCAAAGGGCGAUUCUUUGCAGACAUGGGGCAUGCAACUAACUUCGAUACGGAGGUUUUUCUUGAAAUCAGGCAUUACCUUGUGGGUUCCUUUACAACACUGCCAAGUACGGGUCUCUGCGGGCGUCCCCUAAUCUGA